Molecule: messenger RNA, 690 nt
Organism: Condylura cristata (star-nosed mole)
Lineage: Eukaryota; Metazoa; Chordata; Mammalia; Eulipotyphla; Talpidae
Gene: PASK
Product: PAS domain containing serine/threonine kinase
Exons: 6
Coding region: 1-687 (228 amino acids)
Source: RefSeq, a predicted model, not a curated record
AUGGCGCUCUCAGGUGGCCGCUGCAGGGGGACCAUCGCGUCCUGCGACAGCCUCUUCGCCCGCCUGCUGGGCUUCGCGUGUGCGGACGACGUGGCCGGGCAGCGCGCCACGGAGCUGAUCCCCUCGCUGCAGCUCCCCCCGCCCGGCGGGGCCCUCCCCCAGAGCCUCAGGAUCCAGAGGUCUGUGGGGAGAGCCACGGACGGCACCACCUUCCCCCUGAGCCUGAAGCUGAAGCCCGCGUCCAGCGGGGGCGCGGCCGGGAGGGGCGCGCCCCCGGGCGGCUACUCGGCCUCCGUCUGGGUGUUCUCCACCAUCAGCGGCCUCAUCACCCUCCUCCCCGACGGCACCAUCUACGGCAUCAACCACAGCUUCGCGCUGAUGCUGUUUGGCUACGGGCAGACCGAGCUCCUGGGCAAGAACAUCACCUUCCUGAUCCCCGGCUUCUACCGCUGCAUGGACUUCAGCUACGACAGCUCCCUGGCCCUCCCGGACCUGGCCAGCUGCCUGGACACUGGGGACCAGGGUGUGCCAGAGGACAGGGCUGCCCACCCCCUGCCCGGCUGGGGGCCUGCUGAGAGCGUCCAGGAUCAGCCCCCAACGGAGACCCCGCGGCCCGUGGGGAGCCGGGCCCACGCCGACCCUGGCAGCCACCCGGACGCCCUCCCGUCCGCACCCACGCAGGGGUGAGUG